Vigna unguiculata (cowpea) is the source of this 1779-nucleotide messenger RNA. RefSeq lists its product as uncharacterized. Gene Ontology annotation, molecular function: zinc ion binding. Lineage: Eukaryota; Viridiplantae; Streptophyta; Magnoliopsida; Fabales; Fabaceae. The record is from RefSeq and is a predicted model, not a curated record.
GGGAGAAAAAGUGACGCAGAUGUUCAAGAAUGAAAAAGAUUCCGUGCUGUGAUAACACCAGUAUUCCACAAAUAAUGUAAAAUAAUUCCAGGGGAGGAACUGGGGUCUUCAAUAGUUGCUUGAUUCUUUUGUAGUACAAUCUUUGUUGGAUUCUAUUCCCUUCACUUAUCUCUUUCUCUUUCCUUUUUAUUUUUUUCUUCUUAUGCUUUUCUCUUUGGUUUUUUCCCUCAUUUUGCGCUUUUUGAUCUUUGCGACUAGCCAUAAUGCAAGCUCCUCAACCAUCACUCACUGAUGAAGCUCCCGAGAUUUCCCAUCAGGGUGUCCCACUGCGAAACAAAGAGGUUUCAGAUAGUGGACCCAAUGGUAGGCGCCCUGAUAUUUCACUUCAAGUUCCUCCUAGACCUAUAGGGUUUGGGAGCACUAGUGGUGGGAGGGUUCUGGACCAUUCUCAAAGUUUCACCAAAGGGAUAUCAUCAUCAAGAGGCUUCUUGCGGGCCUUGAGCUUCAAAAGAAAAGGAAAUGUAGGGGAUGGGGAAAGAAGCAGCCUACUUAGUUCAGACCCCAAGACAGCUUCAGACAGUUCUAAUAUGGCCUCCAUAUCUGAAAUUGCAUGGAAAAGAUGCACUUCUCUUCCUGUUACACCAGCAUCAAAUCUGUCUCCUUCAGUUGCUACACCCAUUUCAGCAAGGACAUAUAAUGAACAAAUUAAGCCACAUAAAGAUGUUGAUCGUUCUAAGGUUUCAAGGUCCCUUUCUGUACCUGGACGAAAUGUUGUUAUUGUAAGAUCUGUCUCUUUUUCUACCCGUACUGAACAAGAGCAACAAGAUUCAAAUGAUGAUCAAAUAACUCCGGUGCCAGUAGAAGUUACUGCCGAUGAAGAAAUUCCUGAAGAGGAAGCAGUGUGCAGGAUAUGUUUUGAUGUGUGUGAUGAAAGGAAUACCUUUAAAAUGGAAUGCAGUUGCAAAGGUGACCUGAGAUUGGUGCAUGAAGAAUGUUUAAUUAAAUGGUUUAGCAACAAAAGCGACAAGAAAUGUGAUGUAUGUAGGCAAGAGGUUCAGAAUUUACCUGUAACUUUGCUUCGUGUGACAAGCUCUGUUCAACGACAAAACAGACAGAUGCAAGGCCAGCAGAGUCUGCAUCCAGAGUCAAUAAGUGCAUGGCAAGACUUUGUGGUGCUUGUCCUGAUCAGCACAAUAUGCUACUUUUUCUUCCUUGAACAGCUACUGCUUCCUGAAUUGAAGACUCAAGCUAUAAUUAUUGCAGCACCAUUUGCCUUUACCUUGGGCCUCCUAGCUUCUAUUUUUGCAGUCAUCCUGGGUAACCUUUCUUUUUGGUUUUUUCGUGACGAAAUGAUAUAUUGUUCGAAUUUUAAUUUCAUAUAUGUAUUUGUGUUGUGUGCAGCAAUUAAGGAGUACAUAUGGACAUAUGCUGCUCUCGAGUUUGCCCUUGUGGCUUUAACUGUGCAUCUGUUUUAUACAAUGCUGCAUUUGAUGGCCAUAUAUGCCAUACUUCUUUCAUCAGUUUUGGGUUUUGGAAUUGCUAUGGCCAUCAACUACGCAUAUAUCCAGUUUGUCACUUGGAGGCUUCAAGUCUCUCAUGAUGAUAACCCAGUAUGAAUCUCAUCACGACAGAAACACCUUCAUGGAUUUUUUUUUUCUCUGUAUUUACUGACCAGAUUGUCUGUCACAAUGUUUAUUAUGAACCUUUUGUUUGUCAAUCAAUACCACGACCAUGUAGUAUAUUUUUUUCCAAAUAAAUAUCAUGAAAAUGUAUAAUCCA